CAGCAGGAGGCACACACAUGGGCGCAGGUCGGGGCGCCAGCAGCCGCCGUGCUGGUACUGGUGGCAUGAACAACGUUUCGCGCGGGCUCAACGCCGAGGAGACUUCGGGAACGAUAAAGUUGAACCAGAAGGAAGACGUGCACGCCGUAAACCUGGAAGAGGGUACACUCUCCUUCAAACUUUGCCUCUACGGAAGUGCAUUCACCCCGGAGGGCAUCCCGUUCUACAAGCCGGCCUUCAACGCCGCUUUUGGUGCCGGCGGGCAGGUAUGCAUUGCAAAUAUGUCUGGGUCCGGGUGGAAGUAGGAUGCAAGGGUGAAGAGUUCGUGAUGCGUGUUGAUGAAGAACAAGAAAGAACCCUUUUUCUUGUCAUGCAAAAACGCAGCUUGUGCUUGUCAUGCAGAAAACACGAACCCGCGCAAAUAUUUCUGAUGCUUUGUGCUUUGAGUUAGGUUUGGCUCCUGUACAUUACAUUUACAAAGCACUCACUCACAUUUACAAGCUUCCAGAUAUCCAGGCAUAUUUGCACUUGAUAACGGGGAGGGUCG
Molecule: messenger RNA, 547 nt
Organism: Amoebophrya sp. A120
Lineage: Eukaryota; Dinophyceae; Syndiniales; Amoebophryaceae
Source: the annotation of a GenBank genome assembly